AUGAAAAAAAAUAAUUAUUCAUAUUAUCCAUUAAAAGAUGAAGAUCUCAAUACAAUAACUACUACCACCACAAGCCACAACGUUACCAAUAAUACUUUAAUAUGGUUAGAUGAAGAAGCAUUGAAUUUAAAUUCACAUGAUACCAAUCUGACAAUCGCUAUGUUUGAAAGUAUAGCAGAUAUUAACUACAAACUGUACAACAAUUUGGAAAUAUUUCUUGAAGAGAUUGGAAGUAUGUCUAAAAUAACGAAACUUAUAGUUAUUACUUCAGGAAGUUUUGCGAAGAAAAUGCUUCCUAAAUUAUCUUUAUCAUUAUUACGAGAAAUAUCGUCAAUACUCAUAUUUUGCAAAGAUUCUACUAAUUGUCAAUAUUUACUGACAGAAUGUCGAAAAAUAAUGGAUAUUUGUACUGAUGAACAAUCACUAAAGGAAUCAAUUGAAAAUGAAUUACAUCCAUCGACAGAUUUUCUUCUUAUGGAUCGAAAUUUACAACCUAUAUUUAGUCUCAAAAAUAAUAACCAAGACUUUAAUUUAUAUAAACAAUAUAUUGAAAUCUUGAAACAUUAUCCAUGGUCAUCAAAUAACAGAGAAAAGAUGCUUGAUGAAUGCAUAAAACGCUAUCGGAAGGAUAACGCUCAGAGAAGGAAGAUUGAAGAAUUUAGAAAUAGCUAUACAUCUGCAACAGCGAUUAAUUGGUAUACAAAAGAUAGUUUUCUUUAUCGACUGGUCAAUAAAGCAUUGAGAUCCCUAGAUAUGGAACAGAUUAAUGUAUUUCGACCUUAUAUUAAAGAUUUAUGUAAACAAUUAGAACAUUUACAUAAACAAAAUCAAUCAGACACACCAUUAACAGUAUUUCGUGGACAUGGGAAUAUGCGUAUGGAUCAAUUUGAAAACAUCAAAGAGAAUAUUGGUAAUUUAAUGUCAUUCAAUGGAUUUUUAUCAACUACAAGUGAUUACAAUGUUGCACUAAUAUUUUCAGGAUCUGAGCCAACUGAAGAUAAAUCUGUCAUAUAUGAAAUUCGAACUAAUUAUAAUUCGAAUAAUGUUGUAUUUGCUGAUAUUACGCAGUUUUCACAGAUGGAGGAUGAAAAAGAAUUUUUAUUUAGUCUUUGUUCUAUAUUCAGAAUUGAUGAUAUUAUAAAUGAUGAAGAAAAUCAAUUAUCAAAAAUUAUAAUGAGUGCAGUAGAUGAAGACGCAAAAUUUCAAGAUAUAAAACAAUGUCAACAAUAUAUUGAACAAACAUCACAAAAAGAUCGAUUAGCAAUUAUCGUUAGUGGUCGAUUAGGACAAGAAAUAGUACCACACAUUCAUCAACUUCGACAAGUUAUAUCAAUUUAUGUCUAUUGUAUGGAUAAGAAGAACAAUGAACAAUGGGCUCUAAAGUUUUCAAAAGUCAAGUCUGUUGCUGUUGAUCUUGAUGAACUUGUCUCUCAAAUUAAAGUAGAUCAUAAAAAUCAGAAAAAGGUAGAGGAACCAUUACCAAUUUAUACUUUCACAACAAGUGUUGAUGCAGGGAAAUCAACAACAGGAGUUAAUGGACAAUUUGUUUUUUUUCAAAUUCUCAUUGAUUGUCUUUUACGAUUAAAAUCUAAUGAAAUUGAUAGAAAUGAACUUUUUAAUUGUUGUCAAAAUGAAUAUGCAGGUAAUUUUACUGAACUAAACAAUCUUCAUGAAUUUGAAGAAGAAUAUUCCCCUAAUAAAGUGUUGUGGUGGUACACAAGAGAAACAUUCUUUUAUAAAACUCUUAAUGCAGCUUUACGUACACAAAAUAUUCAUAUGAUUUUUUUAUUCCGAUCAUUUAUUUAUGAUAUUUAUCGUCAACUGCAAAAAUCUCAAUCUAAACAUCCUUUGGAAGUUUAUCGAAGUCAGCUAAUGUCGAUCGAUGAGUUAGAUGGUCUUAAAAAUAAUACUGGCCAGUUUAUCUCUAUAAAUUCAAUGUUUUCCACUAGCAAACAACGUACAACAGCUCUUUUCCUCCUAGGUGAUAUAACUACAAAGAGUGAUUUAGAACGAGUAUUAUUUGAAAUUGAUGCUGAUCCUAAAUUGGUCACUACAAAACCAUUUGCUGAUAUUAGUGAACAUAGUUAUUUUCCAGAUGAAUCAGAAGUUCUCUUUAUGAUUGGUUCCAUUUUUCGUCUUAAUAAUAUUAAUCGUAAUGAUGAUCAAAUAUGGAACAUUAAAAUGACUUUAUGUAAUGAUGAUGAACAUGAUUUAAAACAAGUUCUUAUGUAUAUGAAAGAGCAAAUCGAAAGUGGUGAAGUGAAUCUUCGAAUAUUAGGAAAUAUAUUAUGGGAAAUGGGUAAAUUUGAUUUAGCUGAAAAAUAUUUUACACGUUCAUUGAAACAACUUCCAUCGAAUGAUCCAUUACAUAUCAGUUUAUAUGAGGAUCUUGGUAAACUGGCAUCACAGAGAGGUGAUUAUGAUAUGAGUAUGAAAUGGCGUCAAAAGUUACUUACAUUCAGAGAGGAAAAUCCAUUAGCUACUAAUGUUAAUGUUAAUAAAACAAAUGGUUCUAUUAGUAAAUUUAAUCGUCAAAAACUAUUCGUAUCCAAAAAGCCACAUCAAUUAACUAUCCAUCCCAAUAUUAAUAAAACAGACGAUUCUAUCAGACAAUUAACUCUUGUCAAUCAUAUUAAUAUCAACACCAAAUGGAAACAACUUGGAAUUACUAUUGCUGGAGGAAAUGGAAAAGGCAAUCAACUAAAUCAAUUGUCUUAUCCUUAUGCCAUCUAUGUUGAUGAUGAUCAUCAAACUAUUUAUAUUGCUGACAGUGGUAAUCAUCGUAUUGUUAAAUGGAAAUAUGGAGCACAGAAUGGUCAAGUUGUUGCAGGUGGAAAUGGAAAAGGA
Messenger RNA from Adineta steineri, 2847 nucleotides. The record is from the annotation of a GenBank genome assembly. Lineage: Eukaryota; Metazoa; Rotifera; Eurotatoria; Adinetida; Adinetidae.